GGAUAACAUUAGUACCCAAUCUUCUUUGUCUCUUCCUCAAACAACCUAAAAAAAACCAAGAUCAAAGUAUCAUCGCGAAACAAGGCUAAUAAUGAGGAAAAGCUCUCGACUACUCGCAAAAAAUACUAAGGAUGCAGACCCAAAGCCUGUAAAGGGUGCGAAAAGAUCAAGAGAAACCGCAAGCAGUGUCUCUGAGGUCGAUGGGACGACGGCAUUCACAACAACAAAACGUGUACGAAAACGUCAAAAAACUGAACCGAAAUCACCGGCAAAGACAUCAAAACCAAGCAUCAAGGAUAGAGAACACGUAUUAAAGGUGAAAGAUGAAAGCACUGAAAAGCUAGAGGCAGUAAAGAAAGAAGCAAGUUAUACUAAAUCACCAUCGAAAUCCACCAAGGAGAUCAAUAAAAACAAAAUGGCGUCAAGCUCUAGUAAAGGGUUCAAAUUCAUAGGCGCCCACGUGUCUAUUGCUGGAGGCUUGUACAAAGCUGUACACAACGCCGUGCAGAUCGGGGCUAAGGCUUUUGCGAUGUUCCUAAGAUCACAGCGACAGUGGAAUAGCAAGCCAUUAGACGACAAAACAGCAGAGUUAUUUAUAGAAGCGUGUAAAUCCGAGGGCUUUGCACCUAGUACUAUCCUGCCUCAUGGGAUAUAUCUCAUGAAUUUGGGUUCCCCGGAUGACGAAACUCUUACAAAGAGCCGUGCUGUGUUAGUAGAGGAGUUACAGAGAUGCGAAAAGCUUGACCUAACCUUGUAUAACUUCCAUCCAGGGUCUACCUGUGGUAAAAUAACCGUGCAGGAUUGCAUUGAGAGGAUUGGGGAGAGUAUCAACAAGGCGCAUGCGCAGACUAAAAAGGUUGUGACAGUCAUUGAGAAUAUGAGCUGCCAAGGUCACACGAUCGGAGGGAAAUUUGAAGAGCUAAGCGACAUCAUAGACCUGGUCCAAGACAAGUCAAGGGUUGGUGUCUGUAUAGACACAUGCCACGCCUUUGCCGCUGGUCACGAUAUUUCCACUGAUAAAGGCUAUGAAGAGGUCAUGGACAACUUUGAUAAAAUUGUUGGCCUGAAGUACCUCAAAGCAAUCCACCUUAAUGACUCCAAGGGUAAACUAGGCUGUCAUCUUGAUCGGCAUGAAAACAUUGGACAAGGUUCUUUGGGAAAGGCAACAUUCCAUAGGAUAAUGGUAGACCCAAGACUUAAUGGGAUCCCUAUGAUUCUGGAAACUCCUUGUGAAGCUGAUGAUACAUACAUGAGAGAGAUCAAAAUGCUUUACUCGAUGACAGAGUGAUUAUUAUUAUUAUUAUUAUUAAACUGGUUUACAAGUAAACUUUGUUGGUUGGGUUGAUGCCGAUGGUACUAACAAAAGAGAGAUCAAAAUACUUAACCCGAUGACAGAUGUCAUUAUUAAACUAGUAUACAAGUUUACUUUAUUGGUUGUGUUGCUGCUGCUGAUACAUACAUGAGAAAAAUCAAAAUGUUUAACUCGAUGACAGAUGAUUAUAAAUAAACUGGUUUACAAGUUAAUUUGUUGGAUGUGUUGCUGCUGAUGGUACUAACAAAAGAUA
This is a messenger RNA of Nematostella vectensis (starlet sea anemone), 1565 nucleotides long. RefSeq names its product probable endonuclease 4. Bases 92 to 1288 code for a protein of 398 amino acids. NCBI's taxonomy places the organism in Eukaryota, Metazoa, Cnidaria, Anthozoa, Actiniaria, Edwardsiidae. Gene Ontology annotation, cellular component: mitochondrion; nucleus. The transcript has 2 exons. Gene Ontology annotation, biological process: base-excision repair. The record is from RefSeq and is a predicted model, not a curated record. Gene Ontology annotation, molecular function: DNA binding; phosphoric diester hydrolase activity; DNA-(apurinic or apyrimidinic site) endonuclease activity.